Messenger RNA from Xyrichtys novacula (pearly razorfish), 10191 nucleotides. The record is from the annotation of a GenBank genome assembly. Lineage: Eukaryota; Metazoa; Chordata; Actinopteri; Labriformes; Labridae.
GGUUUUGUUUACUAGCAUAAUUGGUGCUAGCUUGAGUUGAAGCUGUGCCCUCACCAAAGCUGAGAACAAACGCCUAAAUGUUGAAUCGGGUUUGAAGAAUCGUCUAUUUUACAGCCAUGCGGGCUUUAAAUUAUGUUCACCGCGUCAGUUUGGAUUUUACAGGAACUUUGUUUCCUCAUGCGAUCUGUUUGGGAGAUGCAGACAACGACUCGGUAAGAGCCUCUUAUUAGCUUUACUAUCAGAUAUUUCAGUCCAAACCAGAACAAACAGAAGCCAAAAGGGCUCAAUGAAUCGAACAAAUUGGAAAUGAAACCGACAAAAUCUCUUGUUAAAUUGUUUUUAGUGUAGAUUUAAAAAAAGAUCUGGUUUUCUUAUAAAGAUGUAAAUGCACCUGCUUCACCCCACAGUUGAACGAGCUGGUUGUAGGGGACACCAGUGGAAAGCUGCUCGUGUACAAGAAUGACGACUCCAAACCCUGGAUCACAAGAACCUGUGUGGGCACGGUAAGAGCAGAAAUAGACACUGUCGUGAACAUGAACGAUUUUCCACAUUGAAAAGGCUCCAUCUCACUGAUAUGUUCUCCUUUGGUUUGCAGCUGACUUGUGUUGCUGUCGGAGAUGUGUGCAACAAAGGAAAGGUGAGGAAGAAACAACAAGAGGCUACAGGAAUACACAGGGAUGGAAUCAUAGUAUUUAGACUAUUAUACUCGAGUGAAAGUACAGUUAUUUUGAUAAACGUUUAGUGAAUUGGAAGUAAAACUAACAACUGCGGAAGUGAAAUCAUUUUAUUCAAAGUAAAGGACUCAGUACUCUCUUAAAACCUGAUAAAAAAUCCAGCUGUAGAGGUGUUGUGUCGUUCGCGAACGAUUCAUGCGAAAGAACCGUAUCUAUAAGCGAACGUACUGAACCGAAUCAUUUCCCCGAGUGAUUCGUUCGUUUCUCACUUAAGUUGAGCUAAAGUAAGAAACAGCAUUCAGUGCGUUUACAAGCACAGCUCAGUCAGACUAAGCUCAUAAUUGUUUUUUUUUUUUUGUUUGUUUGUUUGUUUUUUGGCCGAAUCAGACUUCUCUCCUUGUAUACAUGCAGCUGAGAGAAUUGAAUCAGCGACGUGAACCUGUCCUCCUCCCUAAAAUUACAUCAGAAGUGUCGACAACUGCUGCUGGGCAUUUUGGAGCAAGAAGAUGGAGCAUCAUACAGCGUUGUUUUUGUAGUAUAUGAUGUACGCGCUACUUUUUCUACAGAUGAGAUGCACACUACUCCUCUUCUCUGGUGUUUUUGUUCCAGUGUUACGGGGCGUGUCGCAGGUGCACUGUCCGAUUAUACUCCAACUACACCGGUUACAUGGUAGAGAAAAUCAAACCACCCUUUUUUUUUAAUUGCUAAAUUGCCACCACAACAACUUGCAUACAACAGGACACAGCAUGUAACAAGUAGUGCAUUAAACCCGCAGCAUCCUAUCAUUGCAGCGGUUUGCAAGGGAACGGUGCAUGUUUAGUGUGAAUUCUUCUAAAUGUUCAGUGAACGAAUCACUUACUGACCCCAAUUUACGGACAGUACACUUAAAACAGCAUGAUUUAUAAACAAGUUCACUUUACAAACCUGUUUGCCAAAGCAACACAGUAAAACACUCAAACAAAGCUGUGAAUUGAAGUGAAUCCUAAAAAGGUUCAGCUGUGUAUCAGUUCAGGAGGUCGGAGUCACAGGUUUUUACCGCCAAGCAGGAAAUGAUUUGGUGAACAAAUCUUUUGAUCGAAUCUUUUUAGUGAACUGAUUCUAGUGAUUCAGUACACUAAAAGAACUGCCGUACCCAUCACUCAGCUGUAGCUUGCUGUCUUUUUGCAAAGCAAUCCUCUAACUCCUUUCUCAACCCUAAUUAUGCUAGUUUGAAUAAAUAUUCCCCUUAAAUGUUUGUUUUCCUUCUCGUCUGACAGAACUUUGUGGUGGCCGUGGGUGCAGAGGGAUGGUUCCACCUCUUUGAUCUGACAGCUGCCUCUGCAAAUAAAUCAGACUCAUCCAGUCAGCAUGAGUUCAUGUCCUCUGAUGACCAGAGGCCGCUCUUCACCCAGCACAUACCUGCCAACACCAAAGUCAUCCUCAUCAGUGACAUCGGUGAAUCCUCCCUCUAGUCUACAGUCUUGUGUAAUAAAUCUACAUUUGUUCUGCGUGUUGGAUUUGGCUUAACUGUCUGCACAUCUUAAAUGUAGAUGGGGAUGGCCGCUGUGAGCUGGUGGUGGGUUACACAGAUCGGGUGGUGAGGGCUUUCCGCUGGGAAGAGCCAUGUGAUGGUCCCGACCUGGGAUCAGGACAGCUGGUCCUGCUGAAGAAAUGGCUUUUGGAGGGGCAGGUACACUGAGUUUCAUCAGUCAGUCUCACACAGAUACAGAAAUAGGAAGUUAGAGUAAUUGAAAAUGGGAGGCUCAGGUCUGGGCAGCGUUGAUUUACAGCAGAAUCAGAUUUUGAUGGAAGUUACCAGCCUUUGACUCCAGAAGGUCAAAAAAAGCUCCUAAAAAAUCACCAGGAAGCCAACAGAUAUAAACACUUGAGAAAAAAAUACUGAAACAUGAAGAAUAAUGUAAAAAUAAUCAACACUUGCAGAUGGGGAAGUCUAAAUAAGAAACCCACUUUCAUAUUUCCAAAGGAAGAGCAACAGCCUCACAGAAGGAGGACCAACAGAACUCUGCUAAGGACUGGAAAAACCAGCUGUUUGAAAAUCCUUUACUCUAAUGAUGAUGUUUUUUUUUUUUACAGGUGGACAGCUUAUCAGUCAAUCCAGGUCCAGAGGGUUUGCCAGAGCUGAUGGUGUCCCAGCCCGGCUGUGGAUACGCCAUCCUGCUCUGCUCCUGGACCCAACAGGACUCUAACUCUGGAGAGGAAGCCCCUGCCACCCCGGGGAGGUAGACCCCGUUUAAGGCUGAAUUCAAACUUAAAGAAGUAGAUUGUUUGUAUAAAAUCUGCGGCUUUCUUUGCUUACAGUGAGGGACCCUCUAGAGACGUAGUUCUCCAUCUGACCACUGGGCGGAUUCACAACAAAAAUGUGUCAACUCACCUUAUUGGGAGCAUCAGCAAAGGUAUCGAGCAAACUCAGACUCUAACAGUAAAGUAAAAGGGUAUUUUUAUUGAUGCAAUCUGUGAGUUACUUGUGAAGUGUAUGUAAUAGUCUUAAUUCUUCGUGAUUUUCUUCAAUAUUCAGGCUCCAAAGAGGAAUCUUCUAAAUGCGGCCUGUUUGCUCUCUGUACUUUAGACGGUGAGUUUAUCAUUUUAAACAUGUUUGAAGUAAGUAUAUGUUUCAUUGUGUCCUUCACCUUUCAGUUAUGGUUGAUGGUUUUGUAUCACAUCACUGUUUUAUAAGAUUAUACAUCAGAUUAUACAAAUGAGCACCCACUAUAAUCUUAUAUUUAUAUGAAUACACAUUAUAAAACAAUGAUGUAAACACCAGCUGAGUAAGAACUGAACACACAAACCUAAUGCGAAGUACUCAUAAUUUCAUCAGCUAACAAGCUGUUUGUGUACUGAGGUAGAAUAUAAAUAAAUUAGUGGCAUGUGUCGUAUGAUUCACCUGUCUCUGUAGUGGUAGUAACACAUACAGGACCCGAGGUGGAAUGGGAAACACUGGGGUGUGAGUUUGUGGCUGUGAGCCAGUGUGGAGGAUCUUCCUGGCAGCAAACAGCUCUAAGAGCAGCUGGAGAGUUCAUCAAUAUUUAAACAGGAAGGAUAUAGUGGGAUUAUCGUCGCUGAAGGCUUCCGACUGCCAGCGCUCAGACUCACUCCUGUUGACACAAUGACGAGCAGACAGAGAGGAAAGAAAUCACGCCACAGGUUAAAGAAAUAAGAACAUUAAGAGAAGCUGUUAGCAGGCUGCGCUUCAGUGCUGAUGACAAAAACUUAUUAGACAAAGAUGUCACAGUGUGGAGGCGUCAGAAUGACACAGGACAGCUCUGAUUUUCUCACUUUGUAGACAAGAAGAUGUUUCCACCACUAUCAAAAUGAACUAUAUAGCACUUAUUUUCUAAUUAUUUUAUUUCAAACUGACACAAAUGUUUUUCAGGAGCUCAUAAACAGACUUCUGUUAUCCUCAUGUUGACCAGCUUUAGCACAUGAAACUGAUUUAAAAGAUUUCUUCUCUUUUUGCCUCUCCAUGUUUCAGGUACGCUGAAGUUGAUGGACAGCUCAGAGCAGCUGUUGUGGUCUGUUCAGGUGGAUCAUCAGCUCUUUGCUCUGCAAAAACUCGACGUUACAGUGAGUUUAUGUUUACUUACAAAGAGCCAAGGGAUUUAUUAUUUUGAUAUUCACUCAGCUGUUUUCUUUGUGCUAUUUCCUCUAGUGUCUAUUUAACAUCUAUUUAAAGAAAGAGACUUCCACAUUUCCAGAGGCACAAAUCUGUCUCUACGGAGAAAAAUAUCAACAAACAGUGAAUAAAGAAUGAAACUCAGUCAUUUCAACACUUGUGUGUUCGUCUCCAGGGCGAUGGCAGAGAGGAGGUGGUGGCGUGUGCCUGGGAUGGUCAAACGUACAUCAUCGACCACAACAGGACGGUAGUUCGGUUCCAGUUUGAUGAGAACGUCAACGCCUUCUGUGCGGGUACGAGACACUGUGCUUACUCUUUUCCAGUCAAGGUUGUGCAUUUGUGAAAUUGUUGUUACCCCAAACAGUGAGGCUUCACUGGGUCACAACAUUCAAAUCUGAGCAUGUUCCUGAAAUCAAAACCUUCCAUAAUGUUGACCGGCAUUUCUUUAUGUCAGUAAGAGCUGUAUUUAACUGUGAGCAUUUGCACACUUUCAAAUUGUGCUCUGUCAGCUUUUGGGAUGUGGCUGCCUGUAGUACAACAUCUGAGGUGUCUGUUAUUUCCCAUCACGACAGGAGCUGGAAACAGGAAGACACUAUGGCUGCUUAACCAAAGCAAGCUGAAAGGGGCAAAAUAGAAAAUAAAACCGAGAGAGGAUGUGCUGUCCUCUCCCUGCCUCAGAGGAAAUACAACAUACACGAGCAAAAACUUGAUUGUUUUUUACUUCAGUGGACCUGAAUGAAAGAAAUACUUAAUAAGGAUUAAAUGAAAAGUAAUUAACAGACCUUAACACAUCACAAUUAAUGCAUUAUUGCUGACAGCCCUUUCUUAUCUCUGUAUUUUGGCUUGUCUGAUAUUUUGAUGUAAUUUUGGGCUCAGACUAAAUCAAAAGCUGAUAGUAGCCUGAGGCACCUUAUGACUCCAGUAGGGGGCAACAUUGAGCUGUAGGUCCUCCUGCCUCUAUUUCUCAGCCUGUCAUUUAUUAUUCCUGUCUCCUGUGAUUGAAGGAGCCUCAGUUUAUUCAAAUGAGCCAAUAAGACAUGAACAAGAGUAAGUGGAUGAGAGAGCAGGAGACUGUUUGAGUGAACUGAGGUUUGUUCGCCCGCUCCUCUCUCAUCCUCUCUGCUCUCUGCUGCUCUGUGGGGUCAUUACACCAGAUUAGAUUAGUUCCUCUAUUUCUGUGGACGCUGGCUCUGCUGCUGCUGCUGCACAGACUCACAUCAGGCUGGAGAGGAUUGAUGUGUUCAUUUGGAUUCACCCAACCUACUGUAUCCAAAGAAACCCCCUCUGUUGUUGGAGUAAACUGUCUGUUUUGUGUGUUUUCAGGUCAGUACACAUGUAAAGAGGGGAAGAACAGCCCCUGCUUGGUGUAUGUGAGCUUCAACCACAAAAUCUACGUCUACUGGAAGGUGGGGCUGGAGCACAUGGAGUCCACAAACCUGUUCAGGGUCCUGGAGGAUAAACCCGAGUUUAAGAGUUACCUGAAGGCGCUGGGAGUCGGUGAGGAAACAAAAAACUUAGAGAAAUCAAUUUAGACUGCAGAACCUGCUUUCAACUUCAAACUCUGUGUUUGUUCUGUGAGACCAACUGUGAAUAUCUGCCGUUCUGUUGUGAAACACUGACCUGAAUACUAAUGUGGAAAGGAAGAGAAAAAUGAUCCCCGCACGGCAGAUUUUACUGCUAACAAGGGCUGAAGUGCUGGCAAGUUUAAUGGACUUCAUGCAAGAACGACUCGUUCUAACAGUUUGUCUCUGAAAGACACCUACAAGAGAUUUAAGGAAACUUUUUCACCAAUUUACUCAGAAUUGGAUGUCUGUUUUAGCACAUGAACAAAAACAAGAAAGAGUCAAGAAGUAUAACAAGACUAAGUCUCCCCCCACUGUUAAAAACUACCUCUGCGAUUGUUGCAGGAGAUCCCCAAGGUUGGUCCUCUGCAGAACAUACCAUGUUGUAGAUUUUGCUCAAUGGCUCUUCUGUCAGUUUUGGUUUUGUUUUUUCUCACGCAGCUCACAUAUGUUAUUAGAGCUGUCAAUCAUGACAUCAUAUCCACAUUUGGAUGGCGUGUCAGGAGAGGAACAUUUAGACAUUUAUUAGGAUGACAAAAACAAGCUUUCAGACAGGAUUGGAAAUGUUUUUAGGUUCACAUCUAUUAGAGGAGACAAGCCAGUAACGCUUUCUUUUACAGUACACUUAUUACCAGGUAAUUAACAUGUAAUUACCUAGUAACAACAUGAAAUUAUCUGGUAAUUACAUGAUAACUACUAAGUCAAUACUGUCUAGCUACCAGGUUGUUAACCUUCCAUCAUCAAACAAAUUUGAAGCCAAAUUGCUCUGGUAUUUCCAGGAUUUUCUCCUCUUCCUGGAACCACCUGUUGCGCAGUCCACCUGUUGCGCAGUAGCAUUGUACGCAUUCGGCGGGUGAGUCGCUGUGAUAAUGCUCGGCUCAAACAGCGUAUCACUACACAAUCUUCACACGCCCAUAGGCUGUAUCAAGUGUCAGUCAUAGAAAAUAAGAACCCCAAAAAGCUUUUGAAAAUGAGGCUGCACGGAAAAGAGAAAAAAAGAAAAACUAGACAGUAUUGACUUAGUAGUUAUCAUGUAAUUACCAGAUAAUUUCAUGUUGUUACAAGGUAAUUACCUCUUAAUUACCUAGUAAUAAGUGUACUGUAAAAGAAAGUGUUACUGGCAGGCCUAAUAAUCAAUACUGCAGCCAGUCACCGGGGGGAGGUCUCAAACUGUUGGCUUCACUUUUAGGGAGCCGCUAGUUUAUGCUUCUCAGGCUUCAGGACAGUAUUGCACAAAAUAAAAAUGCUUUUGCACCAAAAAAACCCCAAAAAUAUUAUUUUGCAGUUUCUAUUGUACGUAAUGCCCCUUUUAUUUGCAAACACUCAUGAAUAGUGAGUCCUGUGGUGUUGAGGGGUGGGUUGGGGCUGCAGAUGAUAUGGUUUGGGUCUUGAUCAGAGUUUUUAGAGAAAUCUCAAGACUUUUUUUGCACUUUUGGUCAAAUUUCCUGGACUAAAAAGAGGUCUGGGACUCAUCACAGCUUUCUGUUUCUAUUUUCUCUCCAAAUUUUCAGAUUGUUUCAGGAUUCCUUUUUUAUUCCAAGGAUCCUUUAAUAAAUCAUCAUGUUUUCAGGUUCCUCUCACAUUACCGACUCUGCUGUCUCUCUCAUCGCUUUUUUCCUUGAACAGCAGGACUUAAGCUGCUGCUGUCGUAUUAAAUCGUGAUUUCUCUCCUAAAACUUUCCCACAUCCAGAGCAGAGCGACAUAACAUUAAAAGGCUAUUUAAGAGGGAAUCAUUUAGCCUAAUGAUCACAUCUCACAGCUCACACCUCCUCAUGAACAGUCGGCUUUCAUUACAUUGAAAACAAAAGAGUUGUAACAUGUUGAAAAAGUUUUGUGAAUCCAAAUCUGGACAGAAAGUAAAUGAAGGUUGACGAGAAAGGUCUUCCGGCCUCAACUUAAUUACUCACUAUUACGUAAAAUCUAUGUGCGCACAGGAAGAGAAGGGAAAAUUAUGCAGGAAGCAUCAAACCUAAUGUUUCCUUUUCUACAGCCAAAUGUAUAUAAAUGAGCAGGCUGUGAGUAAACUUGGCUAAGAAGACUGGAGUGUGCGUAAAGAGGCUGUAAUCCAACAGCACUCACAUUUCAGAGGCCAAAAAAACGCCUUUCUGUUUCUUUUCUUUCCGUGUGGAAAAUGUGUGUCUGCUGCCGGCGUCUUUUCAAACGCACAAACUCUAGUUAACUGGAUUAAUCAUUUAUUAUGCGCACAAUGUUGCAAAUUUCCUGUUAAUGUUUUCUGGGUUUAGCGCAUUAAUCGUGUGUUUUUAUCAACUAGCACAUUAAGCAGAAGACUAAUAGAAUUACAGAUUAGUCCACGUUUUUACGUCUGCAUGGAUGACCAGACAGUCAAGUACGCCUGAGAGGAGAGUGAAAUGAGAAAGAGAGAAACAGCAACACCAAUGCACAAAUAUUAUCAUGAGCGCAGAUGAGAAUUCAGGCUCCAGCUGACUUUAUUGAAGCCUGGUGGCGGUGUUAGCGUAGUUUCCUGCUGCUGCUGUUGUUAAUAAUUCAACCUCUGGGCCUGUUGUGUUUCUUUUGACUCUGAUUUCGUCGGCUUGUUACCUAACUCGAUGUGGAAAAUGUCUGAUGUAGCAGCCCAGGGACAAGGAGAUAGAAAGGAGGGGGGAGAGACAUCUGCAGAUGGAGAGAAGUGUGAAAAUGUGUCUGAUAUGUGGAGCGUGGAGGAGGGAAGAUUCUGCAGUAAUGCACAGAUUCAGAACUUACAGCAAUUAAACAGAAAGAAAGUUAAAGAACGAAGUGAAGCGGGUCAGUUCAGUUUUAGCUGCUUCUCUCCAACCCUCUUCAAAUGUCAGCAGCAGCUCUCCAGCUCGGUCCUGCUGUUCCCCUACCUUAAUAACAACCCUCCAGCCAAAGGGUGAUGAUGAGGAGUCUGUCACUUCUCCAUCAAAAACCUGAGAGACUCCCUCAACUUCCAUUCCUUUUGUUAAAUUAAAGCGAAUUUAAUUUUUGACUGAAGAUUUCGAUCAUAAUCUUAUUCCAGCUUGAGAGAGCUCUGACGCAAGAGACAUUUUAGAGUUCGGAGUUUCAGGAGACUUUUGUCAAAGUAGAUUUAGUUUAUAGUAACACCACAAUACUCUGUUUAUCAGGACUGCACACAAGCUGAGCUCAUAUAGCAGGUGGGCUAUACCCGCUAAGUAGCUACUAAAUUAGGGGGUGUUACUUUUUACACAACCUGAGAGUUAUGCCUUUACAGAAAACAUCCAAGUUUAGCUAUUAGUGCUCACUAAUCUCUGUCAUCUCUGUUUAGCCCUUUUAGCAUACGUUAGCUGUUGUUACAUUAGCUGAUUUCAUACGUUUUGUGGUUGUGAGUGUUCAUGGAAGGUCUUUCCAGGUGGAACAGCCCAAAGUUUCAGAUCUGAGAUGCAAAUCCAGCUCGUCAUCUGUGAAGCGGAAACAGCUUUGAUUUCACUGUUGUCGCCAAAAGAUCAAAUCAUAGGAGAGUAAAGAGCGACAUUAAGCUGUCUCAAAACCAGCCAUUCAAGAAACACAAUUUAGCCAUCCCUGUAUCUCAAGUAUUUGAAGUUAUCUGAGGUUUAGCAUAUACAGUAUAUCCAACAUUAUUAUUGUAUGUACUGAAGUAAAGGUCAGCACAGUGAGCCUGACGGAAGGUUCUCUGUCUACCUGAGAGUGUUUCUAUAACUUAUGGUGUCCCUCAGGGAUCUGUCUCUGGCCCGAUUCUAUUUUUUUUCCAAUAUAUGCUGCCCCAGGGGUCAGCACAGCAAAGAUUGGCAUAGUCAGCUACCUAUGGAAAUCACACUAUUUCAAUAAAGUUGAAACGUAAAGUAUCACAGAUUACCUUCAUUUUUGAGAGAUUGGAUCCAGGGGGUCUCUGAAAAUACACCAAACUUUUCUGUGGGAUAGAAAAACCCCUGAAUGUUACAGAAAUAUCCAGAGUUUAUCUGCAGACUGAAAAGUGAGUAGUAUUCCAAUUAUUUGUUAUAUUGGACCUUUCUUUUGUUAGAGCUGAUAUUGUAAUUACAACUUUCACCAAGUCUGACGUCGUUUUGCAAGAAUGGUGAGGACCUUUCAGCAAAAAGUUGGAACCAGUUAAAGAAGAAAGGAGAGAAAAUAUCAAAAUGUGAUGUUUAUUUUCAUCCUAAAGAAGUUUCAGAUGUUUUCAUGAAGUUGUUCACAUCUUUCCUCAUUUCCUUGUUUGUGUUUUCUCUCCGCAGACUCUGAGGACCCAGCAGCAACCAGAGCCCUGGUGUCAGAUCUUCUGUACAAGGACUCACAGCUUUAACACAGUGACACACUGCUAUCCCGCCCCCCCCCCCCCCCCCCCCAUGACUGUAAAUACUCUGUUAAUAAACCCUGAAUGUCGUACUC